AUGGCCGGUCCUCGCGAGACCGAGGCCUUUCCAGACUUCCUGGUAUCAGAUCCAUAUCCUUCACAGCCCGACAGCAGACCGAUCUCGAACGUCUCCGACGUGACUUCGGCAUACGAGACCGCGGCCAGCGAGCGGAGUGGAGUACCUCCAUCAUGGACCGGACCAGUCGGAGAACCAGGCAAUCCACCUUCGAGACCAACCACAGCGACACCCUCGGGAAACGAGCCAUUGCGCGCGGCGGUGCCCUCGGGCGGACCGCGCAGAGCGCAAGGACCAUUUGGACCUCGGAGAGAUGAUCAACUGUUGUCAGCAAACUCCCGUCCGGGCUCGGCACUGAGCAGGUCACAUAUUCCCAGUGUGACCGCACAAGGUUUCUUUCGGCCAAUGUCACCGGCGACACUACAGGCGCAGCGCGGUACCACACCCAUAUCGCCAUAUGAACAGCCGUCGAGGGUAGCCAGUCCGGCGCCCACACGCGACUCGGUCGACGAGAUCGGUCAGAGGCAACGCCAGUACAGCAAUGCUUCGGUGAAUACGCUUCGCGACCGACCGCCUACCAGUCGACAAGAGGUCAUCCCUCCGCUGCCGACGAGCAGAGGAGGCGUUUCGGACUCUGGAGCCGGUCGAGAUGGAAUGGGACCAGGCAGUGUGAUGAGCAAAAACAGCACCACCCCUCUUCAUUCAGCUGGCAAUCAGUCUCGGCCACAAGAGGAGCGACGACUAUCGAGUUUUCGAACAGGGUCCAUCACCAACGGUUUACCCAAAACAUCGCUCUCUUUCCGCGCUUCCUUUGGUCUAACAUCCGCUCGUCAAAUGGGUCUCGACCGGAGGGUAUCCUCCCAAGGUCACGAGAAACUCCCAUCUCAACCGGCCUCUCCCAGUGACGACGUUGAUAAUAAAACCUUACCGUCCUUGCCUGCGCCGAAAGUCAGCAGACACCGCAAUCACGAAUACUACGCUGGCAACACUGUCUUUCUCUUCCUGGGGCGUCUCAUGAAUACUCGAGCGGAACCGCUCAAUCUUUUAACCUUUGUUCUCGUCAUCCUUCCGGCGAUCUUAUUCUUCAUAUCCAGUGCUCCAUGGCUAUGGUAUCACGUCAGCCCCGCGCUACCGAUCAUCUUCGGAUACAUCGUUUUCUUGACCCUCUCGUCUUUCUCCCACGCAGCGUUCUCCGACCCCGGUAUGCUCCCCCGAAACCUUCACCCACAUCCCCCGAACCCGGAAGAAGAACGCGAUCCGCUCGCCCCCGGCCCUCCGACCACCGAAUGGAUCAUGGUCCGCACAUUCCCCCGUCCGCCCUCGAAGAAGGUGAGCGCGUCCGACGCCGCCCUCGCCGAGGGCGCCAUGGCGACCGCGAUGGAAGUCCCCACCAAAUACUGCAAAUCCUGCCAGAUCUGGCGCCCUCCCCGGUGCCACCACUGCCGCAUCUGCGACACCUGCGUCGAGGGCCAGGACCACCACUGCGUCUGGCUGAACCAGUGCGUCGGCCGCCGCAACUACCGCUUCUUCUUCUCCUUCGUCAGCGCCUCCUCCGUCAUGGCCAUCCUCACCAUCGCCUUCAGCCUCAUCCACAUCGGCACCUUCGCCGCCGCCACCGGCCAGACCUUCGGCCAAGCCCUCAGCGGCGCCUGGCAGGAGCGCCUCGCCUUCGCCGUCUUCGUCUACGCCGUCCUGGCCCUCCCCUACCCGGGCGCCCUCUGCUGCUACCACCUCUUCCUCAUCACCCGCGGCGAGACCACGCGCGAGUACCUCAACAGCCACAAGUUCCCCGCCAAGGACCGCCACCGGCCCUUCGCCCUGCCCUCGGCCGCCGCCAACCUCGCCCUCGUCCUCUCCCGCCCGCGCGGGCCCAGCUACAUGGAGUUCAAGCGGCCCCACGUCGACGGCGACAUGCGCUUCGGCCACGCGACGCCCGCCCUCGACCGCAAACGCGACGCCCAGCGGGAGCGCUCCGCCCGCGAGUCCCGCGUCAAGGACCUCAUGCAGCGCUUCUCCGUCGCCGGCAUCGCCCCGCCCCGCAACACCGUCGAGAUGGACCCGCUCCCGCCGCUGCCCCCGACCCCGCUCCCGGCCGCCAGGGACUCCCGCGGCCGCUUCAACCCCGCCGAGAGCAUGGGCCUCAGCGGAGUGGGCGUGAACCGGACGCCGAGGCCCUGA
This is a messenger RNA of Dissoconium aciculare CBS 342.82, 2157 nucleotides long. RefSeq lists its product as uncharacterized. Gene Ontology annotation, biological process: peptidyl-L-cysteine S-palmitoylation; protein targeting to membrane. Lineage: Eukaryota; Fungi; Ascomycota; Dothideomycetes; Mycosphaerellales; Dissoconiaceae. The record is from RefSeq and is a predicted model, not a curated record. Gene Ontology annotation, cellular component: Golgi apparatus; endoplasmic reticulum. Gene Ontology annotation, molecular function: protein-cysteine S-palmitoyltransferase activity. The transcript has a single exon. Bases 1 to 2157 code for a protein of 718 amino acids.